AUGGAGUCUGUAAAAAAAGAAAGAAAAAGAGUGAUUCCUAAACCGGAUAUAGUACCACAGGAUAUUAUAAAAAAUAUACAUACAUCAGAAAAAGCAAUGAGGAAUGUAGAAAUGUUUAAUACUCUUGUAUUAAUAGUUGAUAAAAAAUACAACAAGAGACAGAUUAGAAAUGCUAUUACUAAGUUAUAUGGAUGUCCUUGUAUAAAAGUUAAUACACUUAUUGACUUUAAGGGCAGAAAGAAGGCCUACGCUAAGUUUAAAAAUGAUGGGGAUGCUAUAAAGAUUGCUGGCCAAUCUGGUGCUAUCUAA
This is a messenger RNA of Vairimorpha ceranae, 309 nucleotides long. RefSeq names its product 60s ribosomal protein l23a. The coding region runs from base 1 to 309 and encodes 102 amino acids. The record is from RefSeq and is a predicted model, not a curated record. Gene Ontology annotation, molecular function: structural constituent of ribosome. Gene Ontology annotation, cellular component: ribosome; cytosolic large ribosomal subunit. Lineage: Eukaryota; Fungi; Microsporidia; Nosematidae. Gene Ontology annotation, biological process: translation; ribosomal large subunit assembly. The transcript has a single exon.